CCUCUUCGGUCUAAAGCUCCUGCUCUAGGUAAGCAAGGAACAGUUAGAGCAUAGAAAGUGGACAGAAGCUGCCUCUUAUCGAACUGUCUAAGAAAAGAAUGUUGUACUACUUCGUCUUGGUGCUAUGCCUCAGUUGUUGCACACGUGCUUGUAAAAAAGGGGAAAAUGGACCUCAAACGGAUAUACUCAAAGACUGUGAAAACUUGUUCGAAAUGGACGACAUUUAUUGUGAUGACAUAGCUUACGAAGAGAUAUAUAACGGCUGCGGUUACCUCUGCAAAUGCGACGAUAAUCAGUAUCGCUACAUCGAAAAGGAGAACUUUUCGCAAUGCGAUGAAGAUAAGGUUUGCCACGACGGAGAGUGUAAAAGUAUCGUCUUCCAUGAAGUUUAUGAGUCGGAUGAUGAUGAUGAAUCCACGGAUCUUGUUGGAAUAAGGGGAGCAUAUGAUCCUUGUAAAAUAGUUUACUUUGACAAUGAUUUGAAGAACGAGCUGUAUGAAGAGUUGGAAGACGACGGAGAGGAAUGUUACGAUGCCAGUUCCGCAUCGGAAGGAGUGUGUGACAACGGAGUUUGUAUACCUUACGAAGAUUCAGCCAGAGAAGAUACAAGCCAUUUUAAUAUUUCAGAUAAACAUCGCAAACGAUCGGCUGAAGAUUCCAACAUGUCUCUUAUGUCUGCAGCAGGUACACGGAACGAUGGAAAUAACGAAGGGACAAAGACGAAGCCUGAUAGGGGAGAUUCAGCUCAAAGUGACAGGAAUUCUCAGUACAGUGACGGAACAGAUGAACAAAAGGAUUCUGAAGACGACAGCAAUAAACCAGCCGAAGAUUAUAACAGCGAUAACGACAACUCAGAGGAUAAAAACGGGGAAGAUAAAGAAGUUGAUGGAGCACCAGAAGAUAAAGAAAGAAAUAGCAAAAAGAAAUCAGAUAAUACAAAUGGAGACGAGAAACAAAGCGAUGAACUAACCGGAAGUGAGGAAGAGGAAACAAAUUCUAAAAAUAGAAACCAAGAUGGCGAUAAGUUGAAAGAAGGAGAUGAAUCGAGUGAUGCGGGCGGCCAAGAUGAACAAACAGGGGAUCAACACACAGCUCAAGAAAAGGAUGACGAUAAAGAAACUGAUCAGAACAAACAAACAGGAGAAGAUAAAACACAUGACGAUUUUCAAGAAAAUUCGAAGGAUGGAAAGAAUAAACAAACAGACAAAAGCACGGCGGGAGAUUCAAAGGAGGGAAAAAAGAAGGACAAUGCUGCAAAUGGACAAGAUCAACAAACAGAAGGUGAUAAAAAGGAAGAAAAUGGUGCAAACGGACAAGAUAAGAAAACAAGGGAUGACAAAGUAGAGGAUAAAAAGGGAAAAAGUGGUGAGGAUGAAAAGAACAAGCAAACAGAUAAAUUACCAAAAGGAGAAAAAAGUGAGGACCAGAAAAAAGAUGAUAAAAAGAAAGAGGAAGUUGGUAAUGGAAACGGUCAAAAAGAAGAUAAAUUAAAAGAGGAAGGUAAAAAUGCAGAUGGAAAAAAUGAAAAUGAUGCUGGGCAAGAUAAAAAAAUAGGGAAAGAUAAAGUAGAUGACAAUAAAGAUGAUGCUAGUGAAAAGGACAAAAAAACAGAUAAAUUAACGGAGGAAGAUAAAACUAAUGAUGAAAAUGAACAGGCUAAACAAGGUGGUGAUAAAACAGGAGACAAAAAUAAGGAAGAUGAGGAUAAAAAAACAGAUAAAUUAACAGAUGGAGGUAAAACUGAUGACGUAAAAAAAGAAGAUGAGGCAGCUGGAAAACAGAAAAAGACGGGAGAAGAUAAAUCAGAUGAUAAAAAGAACGCUGAAGAUGCGCAACAAACUGAGGGAGGUAAAACAGGAGAUAAAGAUAAAGAAGGUAAUGCCGGUAAAGAUAAGCAAACAGAUAAAAUAACGGAGGGAGAUAAAACGAAUGACAAAAAGGAAGAAGGAGAUGUUAAUGAUCAAAACAAACAGACAGGUGAAAAGGUAACAGACGAGAAAAAAAAGGAAGAUGGAGAAAAUGGAAAGGGUAAACAAACUGAUAAAUUAAAAGAGGGCGAUAAAACGGAUGGCAAAAAGGAAGAAGAGAAUAAAAACGAGAAAGAUAAAAACGCAGGUGAAGAGAAAAAGAAAGAAAAUGGUACUAAUGGAAAAGAUGAACAAACAGGUAAACUAGCAGAGGGAGAUAAAAUUGAUGAUGAAAAGAAAGUAGGUGAGGCAAACGGAAAUGAUAAACAAGAAGGAGAAAAUAAAGCUAGUGAUAAAAACAAAGAGGGCGGUGGAAAUGAAGAAACAGAAGGAGACAAACAGAAGGUUAAACAAACAGAAGGAGACAAAAAUAAAGGAGCUAUCGGCAGUCAAAAGGAUACAACAUCAGAUAAAUCAAAAGAGGAAGCUAAAAAUGAUAACUUGAAGAAAGAAGAUGGCGCUAAUGAACAAGGCAAACAGGCAGCAGAACAGAAAACGGUAGAUGAAAAUAAAGAAGAUGAAAAGAAUAAAGAUGAUAAAAAAACCGACAAAUUAACAGAGGAAGAAAAAACUAAAGGAGAUGAAGCAAAUGAAAAAGAUAAAGAAGCAGAAAGUAAAUCUGAAGGUAAUAAGAAAAAUGAUGAGGGAAAAGAAAAGGAUAAAAAAGCAGAGAAAGCAACAGAAGGUAAUAAAACUGAUGACAAAAAGAAAGGAGAUGGAACUAGUGGACAAGAUAAAGACAUAGGGAAAGACAAAAAUAAAGAAGAUGAUUCAAAUAAAAAUGAUAAAGAAACAGGUAAAAUAGCCGAAGGAGAUAAAACAGAUGACAAGAAGAAGAAAGAUGAUGUUAGUGGGCAAGGUAAACAGGCAACGAAUGAUCAAACAAAUGAUAAAAACAAUCAAGAUGGUGCUAAUCAAAAAGAUAAAUUAAAUGGAGACGACAGAACUGAAGAUAAAACGAAUGCUAGUGGGCAAAGUAAACAAACAGAGGGAGAUAAAAACAAUGAUGAUGAUAAUGCCAGUCAAAAGGAUAAACAAACAAAUAAAUUGAAAGAAGAUAAAAAUGGUGACAACCAGAAAGCAGAUGACUCUAAUGGACUAAGAAAAGACGAAGGAGAAGAGAAAACGAAAGAUAAAAGCAAAGAAGAUGACGGGAAUGAAAAGGGCAAGCAAACAGAUAAAUUAAAAGAUGAAGACAAAACGAAUGGCUCAAAGAAAGAAGACGAAAAGCAUGCACAGGAAAAAAAUGCAGGAGAUAAGUCAGAUGAUAAAAAGAAAGAUGAAGAAACGAAUGGAAAAGAUAAACAAACAGAUAAAUUAGUGGAAGGAGAUAAAACUGAUGAGAAGAAAGAAGGUGAUUCAACUGCAGGUAAAAGUAAACAAGACGGACUGAAUGAAAAAGAUAAAAAAUCAGAUCAAUUAAGAACUGAAGAUGAAAAUAGUGAUAAAAAGAAAGAAAAUGACGCAAAAGAACAAGACAAGCAAGCAACUGAAGAUCAAACAGGAAGUAAAAAUAAAGGAGAUGGUGGAAAUGUAAAAGAUAAACAAACAGAUAAAUCAGUGGGCGGAGGUAAGACGGAUAAUACAAAUGGACAAGAUGGUCAAACAGAUGUAAACGGAAAGAAACAAGAUGAUGCAAAGGAAAAGGAUAAGCAAACAGAUAAAAUAGAGGAUGAAAAUAGGCCUGGCGAUAAAAAGGAAAAUGGGGCAAAUGUAGAAGAUAAGGAAAAGGGAAAUGAUAAAACAAGUAAUGAAAAGAAAGAAGAUGCCAAUGAAAAGGAUAAAAAAACGGGAGAUCUGACUGAGGAUAAAAAGAAAGACGGUAGUGGAAACGAACAGGAUAAACAAAAAGAAAAAGACACAGACACAAACCUAGAUAAAUCAGGAGACAAAAAUAAAGAUGAUGGGGGUAAAAAAGAUAAAGAAAAAGAUAAGUUAACAGGAAGCGGCAAAACUGAUGACGGUAAGAAAGAAGAUGUUGCUAACAAACAGGAUAAAAAAGAAGAUGAAGGCAAAACAGGAGAUAAAAAUGUGAGUGAAAAAGAUAAACAAACAGACGAAUUAACAGGUGCAGAGAAGACUGAUGAUAAAGAGAAAGAAGGUGCUACUAAUGGAAAAGAUAAGCAUGGAGAUGAAUUAACGGAGGAAGAUAAAGCUGAUAAUAAAAAUAAAGCAGAAAAUUUGAAUGAUAAAGAUAAGGAAACAGGCAGAAAACAAGAGGAAAGCGGAAAAGACCAACCAGAGGAUAAAACUGAAAAAAAUCCAACGGAUAAUGCUACAAAAGAGAAUCCAGAUGAUAAAAGCCAGACAACUGAUAAGACUGGAAAACAUAAGCAAACAAAUGGAAUGCCAGGAUCAGAACAUCCUGAUGAUAAACAGCCAUCAGACGAGGCAAUGCAAAGACCUGGUGAAAAUGCUCCUGCAAAUAGAGCACCUGGGCCAAAUACGGCAGGCGGAGGCAAUCCUGGAAGAAAUGGUCCUGCGAAUGGUUCAACUUAGGCAGGUAUGCCAGCAAGAGGAAAUAAUCCUGCCAAACAAAGACGAACCAAGUUAAAUUGUAUAAAAGUUUAAUAUAAUAUACGUGUAAUACAAAAAUUAAAUUGUGCUGAAAUAUCGCCCUUAAGUAUUAUAUUACUUUUCAUUAAUUCUUUUGAAUGAGUAUUAACAUUAAGCUGAAAUUCCAAAUCAGAAAGAUCUGUAAUGCCAUCCACACACUUUUUGAAAAGUUCUGAUUUUUUUAUGUAAUUUUC
Stegodyphus dumicola is the source of this 4717-nucleotide messenger RNA. RefSeq lists its product as uncharacterized. The record is from RefSeq and is a predicted model, not a curated record. NCBI's taxonomy places the organism in Eukaryota, Metazoa, Arthropoda, Arachnida, Araneae, Eresidae.